This is a messenger RNA of Mercurialis annua (annual mercury), 4891 nucleotides long. RefSeq lists its product as uncharacterized. Gene Ontology annotation, cellular component: condensed chromosome; nucleus. The coding region runs from base 123 to 4550 and encodes 1475 amino acids. The transcript has 31 exons. Gene Ontology annotation, molecular function: DNA polymerase binding. The record is from RefSeq and is a predicted model, not a curated record. Gene Ontology annotation, biological process: homologous chromosome pairing at meiosis; interstrand cross-link repair; mitotic intra-S DNA damage checkpoint signaling. Lineage: Eukaryota; Viridiplantae; Streptophyta; Magnoliopsida; Malpighiales; Euphorbiaceae.
CAGAAAGCUUUUUAAAGCAGGCGGCAAAUAAUCCCCAAACACCACUUCACACGGCGACUUCAAUCUUCGUCCUCGUUUUUACUCCGUCUCCGCCGUCUCCGACCGUUAGAAACAAACAAAAAAUGGUAUUCCUACACAAUCAACUCCCGUCCCGUAAACGACCGCCUUCUUCGUCGUCGUUUUUAUCCCCUCUCCGCCCGUCCAAAAUCCCCCAAUCCACCACCGCUAUCGACAACACCAAAACACCAUCAUCUCCAUCACGCGCACAAAACGACGCCGUCGAAGCAAUUGAUAAAACCGUCUCUAUUCUAGCAGAAGCAGGCUGUACUCUACUAAACCCCUCGGGUCCACCCUGCCUUCCUUCCGAUCAUGUCAAACUCCGCUCCCAUCUCCACCGUCUAUUUUCCAUUUCCGAUAAUGCCCCUGCUCUCCGCUCUGCUUUCCUCGCCGGUUUCACUUCCUACAUCAACAGCUCUCCCGAUAAUCUUCAAAGGGUUUUGGUUUCUUCAAAUAAAUACGGCAGAAAUGAAAGCUUAAUGCGACAGCUAUUACUGGUGCCAUCAAUUCAAUUGGACCUUCAACUUUUACUUCUGGAGAAACUCCCUGAACACUUCAAUUUUGAUUCUGAAUGUUCUCUUGAGAACGACGUGGCGCGUCUCAUUGUUACUCAGUUUCGUUGGCUUGAUUUUAUUGUUCAUUCGAAUGCUUUUAACGAUAAAUUGAUGCAAGUUCUUUCGAUUUGCCCUCCACAUUUGAAAAAAGAGAUCAUCGGAUCGUUACCGGAGAUCAUUGGUGAUAGUAGCAGCAAAACUGUUGUUGAUUCACUUGGACAAUUGCUCCAGGAUGAUUCUUCCAUUAUCGUUUCGGUUCUAGACUGUUUUUCAAAUCUCAAUUUGGAUGAUGUGUUGCAAGAACAGGUUGUCACUAUAGCGAUAUCCUACAUUCGAACAAUUGACGGGGAAUACAUGCCUCACUUGCUUAGAUUUUUACUACUUUCAGCGACACCUCAAAAUGUUCGAAGAAUUAUAUCACAGAUUCGUCACCAGUUAAAGUUUAUAGGAUUGUCGUCGAAUUCUCAUGCUACCCAGAAUCAAAAACUUAAAGGAAAAUCACUCGUGGAAAAUACUGACGCGUAUGUUCUUGAUGCUUUGAGAACUAGUCUAUUGUUUAAGAAUAUGCUACGUCAAGAGAUCUUGAAAGAAUUGAUUAGCCUUGAGAAACCUCAAGAUCAUAAGAUAAUAGAUUUGUGGCUCCUUGUGCUGAUAUAUAUGAAUGGAGAUUCCAUGCAAAAGAGCAUCGAGAAGAUUUUUAAGAAGAAGGUUGUUGAUGAUUGUAUUACAAAAGUUAUGAUUGACCGGUGCAUUUAUGGGAACAAGGAUUUAGUACAGGAUUAUUUUCCAUUGUUUCUUUCUCUAUCCGAGUAUUUACUGGCCUGUAGAGAACACAAGGCUAGGGAGUUUGGUAUUCACAUUUUUACAUGUUUGUUCAAAGAGUUUGACAGUACUUACUAUAGACACGAAGUUCUUGGUGCACUUGUAACUCAUGUUGGAUCUGGUGUUAGCUUUGAAGUGAAUUCUGCUUUGGAAGCCUUGUCUUUACUGGUCGCUAAACAUGACCAAGAAUUAAUUCCUUACUCUACUCAUAUAAAUGGUAUACUGGAUUACUUGGAGGGAUUUAGCAUUGAAAACAUACAUAAGGUUUAUGAAGUUUUCAGCCAACUGGCAAUGAUAGCUCGAUCUAGCAAAGAAUGUUUUGGAUCUUCCUUUGUAAAUGAACUGUUGAUUAUAGUGAAGAAACAGGUCAACCAUCCAGAUAUGAAGUACAAAAAGAUGGGUCUAAUUGGAACACUAAAAAUAGUCUCUUGUCUUCAGAAAACCAGCUGUGAGGAGGCUUUGGAACUCUUAAGAACAUCUCUGGAGUCUUGCAAACAUUUGCAUUUACCGUUGGCACUUUUUUAUGAUGAAUUGACAGAAAUGCUGCAACAUAAACAACUUGAGCCCGCAAUUAUGGAAUGGAUUGCCAGACAUGCUGGAGAAUUUGAAUCCUUAUAUUUAUCUGAUCUUGAUAGUGGUCAACUAUGUGGUGCAGAUUUACAUGGAGGAUUAGAAGGGGAAUUAUGGAUGAACCUAGAUGGCAGCAUAUCUCCCAUAUGUUUGAGUAUCCUUCCAUUGGCUUCCUCUUUCUUGCAGUCUAUGUCUACUUUACAGAUUCUCCCUGCUCACUUUCUUUUACUUUCAUCUGUGGAGAGGUUGUCAAACGAAGGUUCUCUUGGUGGAAUUGAUGCAUUACUAGGCUGUCCUUUACACCUUCCCUCUUUUAAGUAUCUAUCUGAAUCAGGACGAAAGACACUGACAACAAAGCAGAAAGAGAUUGUGUGCCUCUCUCUUUAUUAUGCAACUAAUUGGAUCAGAGAAUUGCUUAAUGCUUUUUGUACACAAGUUGCACAAGGAAUUGAAUGCAUAAGCCAAGCUACAAAGGAGGACAUAAUAGCCAAAUUAAUGAAGCGUAUGAGGAACCUAAUAUUUCUGGAAAGUUCAUUGAAUAAUUUCAUUCAAUUCUAUCCUAUGUGUCUACCAGAGCUCUGCCUUCAUGUGCAGCGUUCUGGAACGUUAUCCUUAGAUCAUGCUAACAGUCCGGUUCAUGUUGAAAACAAGAAUGAGCAAAGGAAAGUAAAUGAUAACACAUCUCAGGACAAUAAAUUUAGGAAGAUCUUAAAGUCAUCAAGUUCAGAUAUGAAUGGAAAUCUCCACCAACCAACACUAUUUGAUGUGUUGAGGAGGGGGGGAGCUAAAACCAGUCAACAGGCCUUACAUGAGGAUUCUUCUGAUAAAUCGUUGAAACCAACCAUUUCAUCAGAAGAAAGUUCCUUUGAUUCUGCUGCACCACUAGUUCUUGAAGUCCCGGCAGCUACCAAGGCUCUUGAUGGACAGAGAUUCAAAUUCAGGCCUCUCCUGAUUCAAUGCUUCUCCCUUUUGGAAUUUUCUAAGUUGCAGAAAAGAGACUCCUGUUGCUCAGAUCCUGCAGCUGAGUUAUCCCUUUAUCUGUACCUUUUGCGCGACCUGCACAAUAAGCUGGAUUACUUUACUCUUGGAAGAAAAAUUAUGUCCAAAUGCAUGGGACCUACUUUUGGCUUCAGCGGAAUGCCACUAGAAAAAUUCUUGAGCAAAGUUACACCACUUCUCCCACAUCUCAGGAGGCAUUUCGAAUGUGCAGUUUCUUUUCUUAAAGAAGAUGGUAUAGAAACUUGUGAAGAACAUUGGAAUGUGCAUUCUGCAUCUGCUGGCAAUCCAGAUACUGCGAACAUUUUGUUUUCAAAAUCUUCAGUUUCCAUCUCAGUAUCUAAAGAGGUACUUUGUUGUUUCAGAAAGAUGCUAAACCUUCCUGAAAGUCAAAUGGAAAAGAAAGUUUUGACAGAUCUACUUGAAGCGUUUCAACCCUGCAAAAUACCUGAAACUGUACUUUCUUCCAUUCAACCUAGCUCUUUACCUGGGACACUCGAAUAUUUAUAUCUGGGCGCUUCAUCAUUUUUUGAAGAUGUAUUGAACACAGCAUUGUCAUUCUCCUUUACAUUAGCUUCAGAAUGUAUUCUUACUCUAGAAUCAAUUGUUAUCUCGGUUCACAAUUUCCUUGAUAAGAUGGAGGGGACUGGUAAAAGCACAAGCUCAAUAUCCAUUCAGAAAAUACUUCCAACUUUGCAUAGAAGACUUGGGACUUCUGCCCAUAAGCUUUUAAGUCAUAACUGGGAUGAUGAAAAUCUUGAGAAUGGUUGGAAAAGCAAAGGAGAAAUUAUGCAAAAAAUGCUGCGUAUUUACUUGGAGAAUAAUGACUCUCAAUCAGAUUUGUUGGAUGAGCUGGCUGGCUCCGUUUUAACUCAGGCCUCUUCAUCUAGAACUGUAACAGAGGAAGAUUAUCAUGGUUUUGGGACUCUCUGCAAUGAAACAUUUGUUGUGUGGUAUCGGGUUCUGCAUGAAGUGAAUCUUGCCACUCUUAACAAUAGGGUCAAGGAUGCCAUCAUCAAUAAACCUAGAGCUGACAUUCAGUUUGAAAUUGUUGAAAAGCAUUUAAUCGAAAUACGAAGAACGGUGAAUGUGGUGGUAUCAUUAAUUAAUAUGUGCAGGACUAAUAACAAGGUAACUGUACAUGCCAUGGCUGUCAAAUAUGGUGGGAAGUUUGUUGAUUCAUUCCUCAAAGUGUUUGACUUCUUGCAGAGCCACUUUCAAACUCACAAUGAGCUCGUAAUCGAAUUGGUGAAGGAGCUUCAAAAGGCUACAAGGACAAUGCAAACCUUAUGCUCUGAAGCCAAGGUGUCGAAACAAAUUACUAUAACCAGCAAAAUUCCUUCGACAAAGCGAGCUGUGGAACGCUUUUUGUUUCAUGUAAAGGCUCUUCUUCAUACAGCACCAAAUGCGCCUACUUUCUGGAUGGGAAAUUUAAAGCACAAAGAUUUAACGGGUCAGGUGAUAGGCUCCCAAGUGUAUGUUGAUGAUGAUCAAAGUGAUGAAAGUUUAGCAGAUAAUGAUCAACCUAGUAGUAUUCCGAACGUCCUUUGAUCUCCUAAGCAUAUUGUAUGCUCAGCUUCAGUGUUUUAUUUCGAUUCUGUAUAUAGUUUCUUGGCAUACCUUGAAUACAUAUUUUCUCAUUCUUUUACUGCUUAUAGGCACAAAUUAUGUAGUCAUGAAGGUAGAAGUCAUUUUUACUUUGUAUCCAGUACCAGACGUUGAUAAUUCAUAGGUCAGUAUUUGUUUUUUGAUAAUUGGGGAGGGUGGAACGCUUGUGGGAGGAAUUGAAUUCACGACUAGCAGUUUGCUGUCUAGCGUUUAUACCAUUUGAGCUAUAGCUCUUAACUAUUUCUAUUUUACUCUAAUGUCAACUUAGACAUUUCACGAACGUA